AGCUUUGACGGACAGCCGGUCUAACUACCUCACUGAGGAGGGUCCUGAACGAAGGCCGACGGAGCCAAUGGACAUGCCCGAGGCAUUCCGGGCCGCCUUCGCCAGCAGCCAAUGAGCGUGCGGAGGGCGGGGCCUCCCUGGGCUCCGCCGCGCCGCCGCCUCCUCUACCUCCUCCUCACCAGCGCUAAAGCCGGGACUGGACCGAGCGGAGUUGUGCGUGUCGCCGAAGGGGGGUGGGCCGGGGGAGGGGAGGUUCGUUCCGCGGAGCUGCAGCCAGAACCGGAUUCUUCGGUGUGGGUAAACACUCAGUGGGAAGAUCAGUUGACAGUACAGGCUCAUGCCUUCCUAGGAAAAUUGGCCAUGGCAGCUCACCUCACAGAUGCGGGUUCUUCAGCCAGUGCAUCUAGAAGCUCACCAGCGGAAGAUGAUGAUGUUGUGUUCGUUGAAUCAAUACAGCCUCCAAUUUGUGCUCCAGCAGUAGCUGAGGAAAGAAACUUUGUAGUUGCAUCUUCAAAACAUGAAAAUCCACAAGGAAAUUACUCCAUCAUUCCUCCUUCUUUAAGAGAUUUUACGUCUCAGAAGGGAAAUAUAUGUGAAACAAUUGUUAUUGAUGAUGAAGGAGACACAGAAACAGAUGGAGGGGAGGAGAAAAAUCCUACCAAUUUUACUGAAUGGGGACCUCAUGGAAACAAAAACAGUACCAAAAAUUUGGAUUUCUUCAUUUCCAGUCUAUCAAGAAGUAAGACCAAGCCUGGAGUUGGACCUUUUAAUCCUGGUAGGCUGGAUGUAGCAGAUGCGCUCCAGAGUGGAAGGUGUGCAGCACAUCCCAAUCCUGAUUCUUGGAUCUCGCAGUCAGCAUCAUUUCCUCGUAACCAGAAACAACAAGGAAUGGAUUCUUUAUCACCAGUGGCCUCACUUCCUAAACAGAAUUUCCAGCCCUCAAACCAGCAUCUUACUAAACCUGUUAAAAUCACUUGUGCAAACUGCAAAAAUCCUCUACAGAAGGGGCAGACAGCUUAUCAACGAAAAGGAUUAGCUCACCUCUUUUGUUCAACCACCUGCCUUUCUUCUUUCUCUCACAAACGGACUCGAAAGACACGGAAUGUAGCAUGUAAAAAAGAUUCUCCUAUGAAGACAGCAACCGUUAUUCCUCCAGUGGAGUCAAGCAAGUCCUCAACAGAAUUUUAUACUGCAUCUCUGUCUCCCUGUGAAUACUACCAGGAUCUCAGAAAAGAAGUUUUUACGAAGUCAAGAUGUAUCAUGUGUAAUAAAUUAGGAGAGGUUCGUCAUGAAAUCAGUAUUAACAGUGUAACACAUAAACUGUGUAGCAACAAUUGCUUUAAUGAAUACAGAUUGACUAAUGGUCUAAUUAUGAACUGCUGUGAACAGUGUGGCAAGUAUAUUCCCAAGAAUACUGGACACAAGGUUCUGAUUUCAGGUCAGCAAAAGAGCUUCUGCUGCCAGAAUUGUGCCAGUGAAUAUAAAGAGAUAAUGGAAACAAAGUCAAAAAUAUCACUUUUACAAAACAGAAAAAGGAAUGCUGUCAGAGAAGAAAAUGAAAGACGAUUAUAUGAAUCAAGUACACUUUCAGAAAAAGUAGGAGAAAUACCAGAAAAAAAGGAGAAGAUUUCAGAGGUAAUAGAAAUUGCAGCAGAAUGUAGCUUAGACACAUCGAAGGAGUCACAUGUGAACUCAGCCCCUGAGACAGCAGUGCCUGAUACAGUUCAAGAGUACCUGGGAGAUGGGAGUUCAGACUCUGGUAUGUCAGGUGUGCUAUCUUCAGAUCCAGGCUCCUGGCCCCGGAUCUUGAAUAUGAAACAGCGUGAUAUUCUUGUCAAAAAUGAUCCACCUCAAAUAAGAAAUUUUCAUUUUCCAAAGGACAAUACGGGGAGGAAGUUUUCCGAAACGUACUACACACGGAUCCUUCCCAGCGGUGAGAAGGCCUCCAGGUCCUGGCUGCUCUAUUCAGCCUCCAAAGAUGCGGUGUUCUGCCUAUAUUGCAGACUGUUCGGGGAAGGGAAAAAUCAACUGAGAAAUGAGAACGGGUGCAGAGAUUGGCAGCAUCUGUCCCAUAUUCUUAGUAAACACGAAGAGAGUGAAAUGCACAUCAACAACAGCGUGAAGUAUUCAAAGUUAAAAUCUAACCUGGAAAGUAAAACCGAUGAAAGUAGAGACCACAGACUUAAUGAAGAUGGGGAAAAUGGUGUACUGCUGUUGUACACAUAAUGUCCUGUCUGCUCUAGACAUGACAGUGUCUGCACCACCCAGAAAAGUUUAGUACCAGGAGCCAGUACCAUUACACUGUGGCAUUCUUAAGUGGAGCUCUUACAGGAGUUCAUUUCCAGUAUGUCCAAUAGCAAAUGAGUAGUAAAAAUCUUCCUGUCCAGAUGCAAAGGCAAUUGGAGUGAUUAUUAAAAGCAGUUUGGGUUUUGUUACUAUGUUACUAUAACUUUCACCUUGUUAAAGUUAUUCUCAGAGGACUCCCACUUAAUGGCCAAGAGCCAGAGAAUACAAGAUACAUAAGUAAUAAGCAUUUUUGACAUUGCUAAAGGAAAUAUGUUCAGGCCAGGCAGUGGGGGUGCACACCUUUUAACUCAGCAUUCGGGAGGCAGAGACAGGUGGAUCUCUGUAAGUUCUGAAGCCAGCCUAGUCUACAGAGCAAAUUUCAGGACAGCCAGGGCUAUACAGAAAAGGAAAAAAAAAAAAACCCUAUCUUGGAAAACCAAAAAAGAAAAUAUUCAGUUUAAGAACAGAAUAGAAUCUGCAGCUACAGUUAUUUGCUAGUAAACCAAAUUCUUGUUUUUUUUUAAAAAAUUUUUCUCUUUGUGCAAAUCCGUUCAUUUGUUACACUAAAUAAAGGUAAUUUGAAUUUA
Messenger RNA from Alexandromys fortis (reed vole), 2873 nucleotides. RefSeq names its product zinc finger MYM-type containing 5 (gene Zmym5). The record is from RefSeq and is a predicted model, not a curated record. Bases 112 to 2226 code for a protein of 704 amino acids. Lineage: Eukaryota; Metazoa; Chordata; Mammalia; Rodentia; Cricetidae. The transcript is spliced from 7 exons. Gene Ontology annotation, molecular function: zinc ion binding.